This is a messenger RNA of Rhagoletis zephyria (snowberry fruit fly), 999 nucleotides long. RefSeq lists its product as uncharacterized. NCBI's taxonomy places the organism in Eukaryota, Metazoa, Arthropoda, Insecta, Diptera, Tephritidae. The record is from RefSeq and is a predicted model, not a curated record.
UUCCUAAGGGAGGAAGACAUGGACAUCUCGUUGAUACAGGAACCUUGGGUAAGGGACCUAGAGGUAAAGGGAUUCACCGACGCUCGCUAUAACCUCUUCUACAUUAGUAUAUCAGGUAAACCCCGCGCAUGUGUAUUGGUUAAAAAACAUAUUAAAGCUUUCUUAUGUUCCAAUUUCAGCUCACCGGAUACUACAGUCGUCAACUUGGAGUUGAUGAAUAAGCAAAGCUGUCUUAUAUCAUCCGUAUACACGGCGCACGACAGGCCGUGUCCGCCACAGGAAGUCAUCACUUUACAAAGGCUAGUAGGAGCUAGUCCAGUGUUACUCGGCUGCAAUGCCAAUUCACGACAUACAUUAUGUGGCAGCUCGGGAACCAACGAAAGAGACACAAGACACCAGCACUUUGGUAUUAGUAUCAGACAGAACGACAGACAAAUACUCUAUUUCACUCUCAGAUAAAUGGCUCACGAUCAUAACAUUUAAGUAGCUCCUACAAUAUAUGGAUACCCCACCACCCUUUCUACCCAAACGAUCAUUUCGAAGAAGUUUGUAAUUGGGAAUGGAGUAGUAAUGAUCCAGAAUAUCUGCAUGAAACCAUGUUUCGGAUACGCAAAUGACAUCAACUGACGAAUGUUCAAAAGUGUGCCUAACGUAAUCAAGCUUUACAGCAUUAAGGCUUCGAGCAUUGAAGUGGACAACUUUAAGACCAUCUGCUUGCUUACAGAGCACAUUUAUCAUUACUGUCUGGCUGCUAUUAUACAUAGACUUAUCUACCAACAUCUUCUAGGGGUAUAUGCAUAGAAACCGAGAAACAAAACAUAAUAAAAUAAAAUAUAAAUAAAUAGUAUGUGUAAGUAUGUAUGCUUGUAUAUAUGUAUGUACCCUGCAGGGAAACCGCGGACUGGUAAAUCAAAUUUCUAAUUCCGUACUAGGCCUUUAUCGCCAAAAAGGAACUAGUCCGAUAGGAACUAGAUCCCCACCAGUCCGAAGUCGGCGAAA